CAGAAUUUGAUCAAACUAAUUGCAGCCAUAGUGUGUGCAUUCAGUCACCAUGAAUUAAUAAAACAGAAUACCACAUAGUUAAGGGUUAAUUUGGACAAGGAGGGCUUUUGAGGCAAGGUCAAAUACUAGCUGCAGGCUUGCAGCUUCUGCUAAUCAGAAUAGGAGGGGAGAAAAGAUUCAACAAACUCGGAACGGGGGUCACGUGGGACCAGGCGUCUGUCACUUUAUGGCCCGUCGCGAGGACCAUGGCAUCACCUGUGUACCUGGCCUGGCUCGGGUGCUUGGUCAUGGGGCAGCUGAGGUGGGCCCCCACCAUGUGCCCCGCCCGCCCCCUGGUGCUGGCCAACCAGGUGACAAACCACUGCCUGUGCCUGGGAGAGGCAAAGUGUACUACAGAGAUGUCAUUACUGAUGGCUUGCUGGAAGCAGAAUGAAUUCAGCAAUGCAGCUUGUGCCAAGGAGAUCCAGACAUUCUAUGGACUGUGUGGCAAAGAGAUGCGGAGAACAAGGAAAAACUAACAGGAGUCCCUGGGCCAGAUGGGAAACUUAUCUCCCAAGACAGUGAACUACUGA
Dermochelys coriacea (leatherback sea turtle) is the source of this 572-nucleotide messenger RNA. Its product is annotated as coiled-coil-helix-coiled-coil-helix domain-containing protein 1-like. Lineage: Eukaryota; Metazoa; Chordata; Testudines; Dermochelyidae. The record is from RefSeq and is a predicted model, not a curated record. Gene Ontology annotation, biological process: mitochondrial translation. Gene Ontology annotation, cellular component: mitochondrial ribosome; mitochondrion; nucleoplasm. Gene Ontology annotation, molecular function: RNA binding.